AUGUGCAUGAUGCUGGAGGAUGAUCGCGUAAUUUCUGCAUCUCCCGAAGCGACGGCAGCAAAAAAGCUGGGAAAGCUCUUGAUCCGGUACGAUCGUCUAGUAGGGCGUCUUGAAGGGCUUGCUGCACGUGAGGGCCCCCUGUCUGCUGCCACAGUUCCGGGGGGCCUCUUAAAGGCCCUCGACGACGAUGCAGAUCCGCGAGAAUGGAUAGAAGAAUGCGUCUUAAAGCCGCACCGACGCGAGAACAACAAGGCGAGGGGAUUGCUGCACGCCCUGGGAUCGUACCAGGCUUCCAUUCUCCACACCAUGCGAUGGGAGGCCCUGGAAAGGCCCCUUGAGCCCCUCCAUCGUCUCCAACCCCAGGGGAUCGCGUCUCCAGAGACGCAGACACCCUAA
Molecule: messenger RNA, 396 nt
Organism: Cyclospora cayetanensis
Lineage: Eukaryota; Apicomplexa; Conoidasida; Eucoccidiorida; Eimeriidae
Exons: 3
Coding region: 1-396 (131 amino acids)
Biological process (GO): regulation of transcription by RNA polymerase II
Cellular component (GO): mediator complex
Molecular function (GO): transcription coregulator activity
Source: RefSeq, a predicted model, not a curated record